UGCUGCAGUAAAAACAGCAGAAAUGUUUCGCUCGGCUUCUUUAAGAACGGUCGGCUGGAGAACACCACUGGCGCUCCGCCAUGUUGGAGGGAGUGAUCGAUGGAUUAGGAGAGUUAGAAACAAUGAAAGUAUGUGUGGCUGUGGCUCAGGGCUAGAGCCAGCAUCUUGUUAUUGGAAGGUCGCCUUGCAUGGCAGCCACAGACAUCAGUGUACAAAUUGCUUUGGACAAAAGCGUCUGCUAAUUGCCCUAAAUGUAAACGUGUGUGGGUUAAGAAGCAUGAGUGUAAUGAUGAAGCAUCAGUGUAAUGAUGGCGUGGAGGGAGUCCUUCCCUGUAAAACCCCUCUGCAGGGGGAACAUGACAGCCAAACCAAAUCUCAGAGCUCAGGACAGCAGGACACACCAGAUUAUGCUGGACCUGAACCUGAAUGCAGCUGUGAGUCUUUCAAGACUGACAAGUCCAUGGAGCUAUUGACAUCUUUCAAAGAAGAUGCUUUUCCAGUGACAGAUAUGUAUGGGAGACCAGCCUCUGUGGAACCUGGACCUGAAUCCAGCUGUGUGUCCUUCAAGAGUGACCAGUCAAUUGAUCAUUUCAUUGAUUUUAAAGGAGUCAACCAGGAGAGCUCAAAGGUUUCCAGGGAUCAGUCUUCCCAUCCGCAUCAAACACACCUGGACUCCAUAUUUAUGCUGCUGGAGGAAAACAUUGUCACGUUUGUGAAGACUGAACUAAAGAUGAUAAAGAAGGAUCUGAGUUCAGAUAAACCAGAAUGUUUUCAAAGUCCACAUGAGGAGCUUUUCGAUGGUGAGGAUGAAGAGCAGAGGAAGAGCAGCAGAGAGGCAUUUCUGAAGAUCACACUGCACUUCCUGAGGAGAAUGAAGCAGGAGAAGCUGGCUGAAUGUUUGCAGAGCAAAAGUAACUCUGGAGAUUGUCAGCUUAAACUAAAAUCUAACCUAAAGAAGAAGUUCCAGUGUGUGCUCGAGGGGAUUGCUAAAGCAGGAAACCCAACCCUUCUGAAUCAGAUCUACACAGAGCUCUACAUCACAGAGGGAGGGACUGCAGAGGUCAAUAAUGAACAUGAGGUCAGACAGAUUGAAACAGCAUCCAGGAAACCAGACAGAACAGAAACAGCAAUCGGACUAGAAGACAUCUUUAAAGCCUCACCUGGAAGAGAUGAACCAAUCAGAACAGUGAUGACGAAGGGAGUGGCUGGCAUCGGGAAAACAGUCUUAACUCAGAAGUUCACUCUGGACUGGGCUGAAGACAAAGCCAGCCAGGACAUACAGUUCACAUUUCCAUUUACUUUCAGAGAGCUGAAUGUCCUGAAAGAGAAACAGUUCAGCUUCAUGGAACUUGUUCAUCACUUCUUCACUGAAACCAAAGAAGCAGGAACCCACACCUUCGACAAGCCUGAGGUUGUGUUCAUCUUUGACGGUCUGGAUGAGUGUCGCCCUCCUCUGGACUUUCACAACACAGAGAUCCUGACUGAUGUAACAGAGUCUGCCUCAGUAGAUGUGCUGCUGACAAACCUCAUCCGGGGGAAACUGCUUCCCUCUGCUCAUCUCUGGUUAACCACACGACCUGCAGCAGCCAAUCAGAUCCCCCCUGAGUGUGUUGACAUGGUGACAGAGGUCAGAGGGUUCACUGACCCACAGAAGGAGGAGUACUUCAAAAAGAGAUUCAGAAAGAAAAAGCAGGCUGGGAGGAUCAUCUCCCACAUCAAGACAUCACGAAGCCUCCACAUCAUGUGCCACAUCCCAGUUUUCUGCUGGAUCACUGCUACAGUUCUGGAGGAUGUGUUGAGGACCAGAGAGGGAGGAGAGCUGCCCAAGACCCUGACUGAGAUGUAUAUCCACUUCCUGGUGGUUCAGGCCAAAGUGAAGAAUGUUAAGUAUGAUGGACGAACUGAGACAGAUCUACACUGGCAUCCAGAGAGCAGGGAGAUGAUUGUGUCUCUUGGAAAACUGGCUUUUGAGCAGCUGCAGAAAGGCAACCUGAUCUUCUAUGAAUCAGACCUGACAGAGUGUGACAUAAACAUCAGAGCAGCCUCAGUGUACUCAGGAGUGUUCACACAGAUCUUUAAAGAGGAGAGAGGACUGUACCAGGACAAGGUGUUCUGCUUCAUCCAUCUGAGUGUUCAGGAGUUUUUGGCUGCUCUUCAUGUCCAUCUGACUUUCAUCAACUCUGGAGUCAAUUUGCUGGCAGAAGAACAAACAACCUCACAGAAGUCUGAAAAAAGAAAAGAUGAAAGUGCAGAAACACACCUCUACCAGAAUGCUGUGGACAAAGCCUUGCAGUGUCAAAAUGGAUACCUGGAUUUGUUAAUCCGCUUCCUCCUGGGUCUUUCACUUGAGACCAACCAGAAUCUCCUACGAGGUCUGCUGACAAAGACAAGAAGUAGCUCACAGACCAAUCGGGAAACAGUCCAGUACAUCAAGAAGAAGAUCGAAGAGAGUCACGCUGCAGAGAGAAGCAUCAAUCUGUUCCACUGUUUGAAUGAACUGAAUGACCAUUCUCUAGUGGAGGAGAUCCAACAGUCUGUGAGUUCAGGGAAACUCUGUACAGAUAAACUGUCUCCUGCUCAGUGGUCGGCUCUGGUCUUCAUCUUAUUGUCAUCAGAAAAAGAUCUGGAUGUGUUCGAACUGAAGAAAUACUCUGCUUCAGAGGAAACGCUUCUGAGGCUUCUGCCAGUGGUAAAAGCCUCAGAGAAAGCUCUACUGAGGGGCUGUAACCUCGCAGAGAGAAGCUGCACGGCUCUGUCUUCAAUUCUAAGCUCCAAGUCCUGUAGCCUGAGAGAGCUUGACCUGAGUGAUAACAACCUGCAUGAUUCAGAAGUGAAACUGCUUUCUGCUGGACUCGAGAGUCCACACUGUACACUUGAAAGUCUCAGGCUGUCAGGGUGUAUGAUCACAGAAAAAGGCUGUAUUGCUCUGGCCUCAGCUCUGAGCUCCAACCCUUCCCAUCUGAGAGAGCUGGACCUGAGCUAUAAUCAUCCAGGCGACUUAGGAGUGAAGUUGCUGUCUGCUGGACUGCACAAUCCAGAAUGGAGACUUGAGACUCUCAGGAUGGAGCCUGGUGGAGUCCAGUGGUUGACACCAGGUCUGAGAAAGUAUUCCUGUGAACUUGCAGUUGACACAAACACAGUAAACAGAAAUAUCAAAGUGUCUGACAACAACAGGAAAAUGACAUAUUUGGGGGAGGAUCAGUUGUUUCCUGAUCAUCCAGACAGAUUUGACCCCUGUCCUCAGUUGCUGUGCACAACUGUACUUACUGGUCGCUGUUACUGGGAGGUUGAAUGGAGAGGAAGAGUUUCUAUAUCUGUGACCUACAGAGGAAUUGGACGGAAAGGAGACAGUGAUAACUGUGUGUUUGGAGAGAAUGAUCUGUCCUGGAGACUGAUCUGCUCAGAUGGUGGUCGUUACUAUGUCUGGCACAAUAACAGUAGAACAUCCAUCAUCUCCUCCUCCUCUGUCUCUAACAAGGUAGCAGUGUAUGUGGACUGUCCUGCUGGCACUCUGUCCUUCUACAAAGUCUCGUCUGACACAAUGAUCCACCUCCACACCUUUGACACCACAUUCACUGAGCCUCUUUAUCCUGGCUUUGGCUUUGGUUUCCAGGCUGGUUCCUCAGUGUCUCUGUGCUCUUUGUAAGAGGGAGAGUCUUCACUUGUUAGACAAACAUCAUCACUGUGACACUGUAUAGACUCAACUGAUCUGUUCAGCAUCACAGUUACACACUGUAAGUACAAAAAGUCUAAAGUCACUCAUCAAAAUACUUACCGUAUUUUCACGACCAUAAGGCGCACCUAAACGUCUCAAAUUUUCUCCAAAAUGUGCGGCGCGCCCUAUAGUGCAGUGCACCUAAUGUGUUGUUUUUUUGUAAGGCGGACUACAUGAGAAUGUUGAAGGGUGAAGUGUGGGCGUUAUUGUUGUUGUUGUAAGACGGACGUAACAGAGGACUAGAUGAGAACGUUGUACCGGUAUGUGCAUCAUUGUUUUGGCAACCCCGAUAAUGGCAAAGAGAUACGCUUACGAAGCACAGUUUAAACUGAAAGCUGUCAGUUACGCGGUGGAACAAGGGAAUCGAGCAGCCGCGAGGGAAUACAAUA
Messenger RNA from Acanthopagrus latus (yellowfin seabream), 4104 nucleotides. RefSeq names its product NLR family CARD domain-containing protein 3-like. The coding region runs from base 23 to 3646 and encodes 1207 amino acids. Lineage: Eukaryota; Metazoa; Chordata; Actinopteri; Spariformes; Sparidae. The transcript is spliced from 11 exons. The record is from RefSeq and is a predicted model, not a curated record. Gene Ontology annotation, molecular function: protein binding.